AUGAAGGUAGUUAAAGGUACAAAUACAGGAGAUAAAACUAAUUAUAAUUAUUCAAAACCAACACCUCCACCAUCAGUUCCACUUGAUGAACAACAAUUUGAUGAUACAGAUGAAGAUUGGCAAAUAUCAAAAACGAAUCGUUUACAACAAAAAUUUAAUGAUAAUAAUCAAAUAAUUAAAAAGAUUGUUUCACCAACUUAUGAAAUGCAAAUAAAUGAAGAUAAUAAUGAAAUAUCUAUUAAACCACAACCAGCUAUACAACAACAAACACGAACAUUAGCACAAAUAAGAGAACAACUUGCAUUAAAACGAAAAGCAUCUGCUGCAGCAGCUUCAAAUUCAUCAAUGAUGACAAAUAAUCCAUCUUCUAAUUCAAUGAUUAAUAUUAUUAAAUCAGAAAUAAUUACACAAAAUGAUUCUAAUGAACGAACAAUAUCUUCAUCUAUAACUAAUAAUCCAUCAAUAGAACAAGUUGAUAGAAUCCUACCUUCAUCUAUGUUCACCAAUCAAUCGUCAAAUGAUUCUCUUCUUUUGAAUACGACUACUACUACUACUAAUAAUAAUAAUAAUACCAAUAAUAAUCCAGUAACACAAUUUUUAUUCGACGAUUUUACUGAAACAUUCGAUUCAUUUACGGCAUCAAUGAUUGAUAAUAUCAGUGAAUCAACAACAACAACAACAACAAAUAAUCAUCAAAGAAAUAUUCAAAUUGAACAAGAACAACAAACAAAAAUAAAUUUAAAUAAUCAAAUUACACUUGAUUUUAAUAGUAUUUUACAAGAAUUAAAAUCUGUUGGUGAAGCACAUCAACCAGAACAACAAACAACAAUGAUUGUUGAAAAUAUUACAGCUAAUAUUAAACAACAAUCACAAAUAAAUACAAAUUCAAAUAAAACAGUAUCUUCAGUCAAAUAUGAACCAUCAACAUCAAUAUCAUCAUCAUCAGAUGAUCUUUUUGCAUUUCUUUCAUCAGAUUCUGCUCUAUCAUUACCAAGUAUAAAUACAAUGAUGCUUUCAACAAUUCCUACAUCAACUAUAACAAAUUCAUCUGUUCGUACACCGAAAAAAAAAGGAACUAAAGGAGAUAAUUUAUCACCGAAAAUAAAAAAAGAAUCUAGUGGAAUAAUUAAAACAAAAACAAUUAAAAGAACUAAAAAAGAAACAACAACAACAACAACACUUAAUGGUGAAUCAUUACAACAAAUUUUAAUUAAAACAAAUGGUGAUUUUAUUGAACCAAUGCAUAUUGUUCUUGCAUCACCAGUUAAACCACAACAAUCAACAACAUCAUAUUCUCCAAUAGCACCAGCAACAAAUAAAAAAACUACUAAUGAAACAGCAACAACAAGUUGGAUGACAACAAAUAUUUCUCAAACAACAAAAAAUGCACAAGCACUUGCAUUAAAAGCUGUUGCAAGAAAUCAAGUAGCAAAAAUUAAUCAACAACAACAACAACAACAACAAGCAAUGGAUACUGGUAAUUAUGAUGUAUCACGUCCAACUUUACUUGUAACACGCACAGAUUCUUCAACACAACAACAGACAUUACCAGCUCGUGUAAAUGCAUUUGUAGUAAAUGUUCCUCAACAACAAUCUGCUAAAUUCAUUCCUUCAACUAAUACAACAUUAACACCACAACAACAUGUAUUUUUACAACAAAUUAUGCGUUGUGAUUCUUCAACAGCAGUUUCAGAACCAACAACAACAACAUCUAUAGGAAAUCUUGUACAACAACAACAACAACAACCAAUAUCUACAACUGUUCGUGUACCAACAACAACAUCAACAACAACAUUUAUUUCUCAACAACAAUUAUCAAAUGGAAAUGAAUCAAUACGAAAACAACAAUUAUUUGAUGUACUUUCAACAUCAUUAUCAACAAGUCGUACAACAAAUUAUAAAUGUACAUGUGAAUGUAAACCAUUAAUUGCUUGUAAAAAGUGUGGUGCUUAUUGUCAUGAUGAUUGUAUUGGACAAACAAAAUUAUGUGGCAAUUGUCUUGUUAUAGCUCCUUGUUAA
Rotaria sordida is the source of this 2019-nucleotide messenger RNA. NCBI's taxonomy places the organism in Eukaryota, Metazoa, Rotifera, Eurotatoria, Philodinida, Philodinidae. The record is from the annotation of a GenBank genome assembly.